Microthlaspi erraticum is the source of this 1320-nucleotide messenger RNA. Lineage: Eukaryota; Viridiplantae; Streptophyta; Magnoliopsida; Brassicales; Brassicaceae. The record is from the annotation of a GenBank genome assembly.
AUGGAUUUUACGCGGUUGGGGAGGAUCUUCAAAUCCGAGUCAACCACAGAGCCAAAGGGAUAUCCUGGGAUGUGGAAGUUUCCUAAAGAUCCCGAGAAGUGUUGCAUCUACAGAGUCCCUGAAAUACUGCGUAGUGUAAACUCAGAAGCAUAUACUCCCCAACUAGUCAUCAUUGGACCUCUUCACCAUUAUAUGAAAACUCAAGCUCUCAACUCUCUAGGAGAUGUCCCAAACACAAAGUCAAUGGGCUACGUAAACUUGGAAGAGCAUAAGAAGAUUUACCUUGCUAAAUUCGGAGAAAGGCUUGAUGGGAAUGAAACCAUUGAUGGUUUUAGAAGAACAAUCAAACAACACGAAAAGAUAAUCCGAGAAAGCUACUCGGAAUCAACGACUUGGAUUGAAUCUUCCGAGUUCGUGGAUAUGAUCUUGCACGACUCUGUUUUCAUACUAGAGUUCAAUUUAAGGAGGAUUCAUAGAAUUCGUGGAAUGAAGACAGGGGAUCCUCUCAUUGACGAGCCUUGUGUUGGAUUCACAAUCAUGAAUGAUCUCAUGUUGCUAGAGAAUCAGCUUCCUUACUUUAUCCUCAGUAAACUCUUCGAUCUAAUCUUCCCUAUAGUCAUGCCGAACAGGACAUUCCGCGAAUUGAUCAUCUUCGUCUUCGGAUUCAGAGAUAAGAUCGGAAACAGCUCAAAUUUCAGACAUUUCACUGAUUUGGCCAGGUGUGUCCGCGUUGAGAAACUUCAAGGGCGCGCUCAACCGGAAUUCAAACACUUUGAACAUAUGUUUAACGCGGAUAAGCUACAUAGUGGGGGAGUGAAGUUCGAGGUGUUGGCAGAAGAGCUCUCGCUGGAGGUGAGCUUUGUGAAUGGUUGUUUAAAGAUGCCUUGUCUUACGAUUAGUGAUAGAUCGGAGAUGACUUUGAGAAACAUAAUGGCGCUUGAACAAUGCCACUACCCUCACACCGCACAUGUCAGUAGUUAUGUCUUGUUCAUGGAUUACCUCAUCGACACCGAUAAAGAUGUGGAGUUGCUUGUCGAGAAAGGGAUAAUUAAAAGCUGGAUUGGGGAACCCAGUUCAGUUGCAAAGAUGGUGAACAAGCUUGGUUUGGGCAUCGCAGAUUCUGGUUCCUACUAUUAUGAUAUAGCGGUUAAAGUCAAUGCUCACUAUUCAAGCCCACUCACUAAGUCAUUCGCCAUCCUGAAACGCGGUUAUUUCGGUAACAUGUGGCUUGGGACGGCCACUGUAGCCGCCGCGUUACUAUUGCUUAUGACACUCGUCCAGGCGGUGUCUUCAGUCAUUCAGGUUUUGCAGAACGCUUAA